AAAGCAGAUGACAAUGAGAUCAUCUUUGGAUGCAGCAUAAGAAGGUUGGGAGACACUAGCGACGCUGGAGACCUACAACUAAACCUGUCCUCACAGAAGAGUAAGUCAUAACCAAUUUGAUGAAAGGACUGUAAAGAUUGGAGAAUAUUCAAAGAAGAAAAUAAGAGAUCGCCAAUUGGGUGAACACAAGAUUAGCUCCAAUUUUAGUGACACCCCUUUGCUUCUGAACAAGGAAAUUGACAUAUCUGCUCCUUCUGAUACUCUCUGUUCUUACACUGUGGAUACUGCUCCAGGAACUAACACUGAUAACAGUACUUCAGACACUUACUCUCUGAAUACUGUCUUAAACACUUGCACUAUUGACACUACUCCAAGAAACAUGGCUGAAAAUAAUCCAGAUACUAACCCUACUGACACAAUCACUAGUUCUUCUGGUGAUGACCCAAGCAUUUCUUUAAAUGCUGGCUUUUACACUGACAUCAACAACAAUAUUAUAGUCCCUUUCAUAAGUACUUACAGUCAAUACACCUCUGAUGGAACUCAGGAACCACCAGAUACUAAGAGUAUUCCAAGCUAUACUUCUGAGAGUGCUUGCAACACUUUCAUCUCUGAAAAUGCUCGGACCACCUCCUCGAUAAAUGAUGGCUUCAUACCUUCUGAUGCUGUCAGCAUUUCUGAAAACAAUCACAGAGAGACAGAGGGUAAUCUGGGAGCUGGAGAAAAUAAGCAGGUAUUAGGUGAAAACCAAAGGAAGAGCCAGUCGGCAAAUGCAUCACUAAAAGAACACAAUCCAGAAUAUAGAACACAUCCAUAUUGUUUCAAGACUGAAAAACCUGUGGUUUCAAAUAUUCAAACACGAUCUGCUACUGUUUCAUGGACUCUGAAGAGUACUGAAAAAUAUGAUAUCAAUUCUCCUACGUCAUUUGAAUUGGCACUGUCCAGCAGUGGUAAAAAUGGAAUCUAUAAAAACAUUUAUACUGGUGAUGGCGUUACUGUGGUCCUACAUGAUCUACAACCUUGCAUGGUCUACUUUUUAAGAGUUACAACCAUAAGAGAUGCAGAACACAGAAGUGUGUCUGAAGUGGUUAGUUUCACAACACCAGGCUGUGAACCAGACCCUCCUCUUGCACCAACACUGAUUAGCAGAACCAAGAACAGCCUGAAUUUACAAUGGAAAGGUUCCAAUGAUAAUGGAUCUAAAAUAAGCAGCUUUGUUUUGGAAUGGGAUGAGGGUAAAGGUGAAGACUUCAAAAUUUGUUACAGUGGACCCCUGAAACAGCACAAGGUCUUUAAACUGAGACCAUCAACAAAGUAUUCAUUCAGAUUAGCUGCCAAAAAUCACUUUGGCUGCAGUAAUUUCAGUGAAACAGCAGUCUUCUAUACAUCAGGAAACACACCUCCAGCACCACUGCCACCUAAGUUGAAGGAAGCAGGAGUCCACAGUUUGUCUCUAGAAUGGUGUGCCCCAACAAACCCAAACCCAAAUUACACUCUUUCUUAUGUGCUAGAGAUGGAGGAAGAAAACUCUGGAUUAGGUUUUAAACCUAAAUACAAUGGAGAAGACCUCUCCUGCACCAUAAGAAGUCUUCAAAGAAAUACUACAUACAAGUUUCGGAUUUUUGCCUAUAACCUGGAAGGAAGGAGCAACCCCAGUGGAGAAGUAAAAUAUACUACUCGUCCAGCUAGGCCUGGAUGCCCUAAUAAACCAUAUGUAGUGGGAACCAUCCUUGCCCGCAAAGUGACAGUUGGAUGGGACUUACCCAAAGACAAUGGCGGAAUGAACAUUUCAAGUUACAGUUUAGAAGUUUGUGAAAAUUCAGAUGGUGCGAAUCUCUGGAAAAUAAUCUACAAUGGCACUCUACAGGAAUUUCUGUAUGAUGACCUCCAACCAGGCACCACAUAUAAACUGAGAGUCUUUUGCACUUCACCUGCAGGCCAAAGCCGUCCUUCAGAUGUAUUGACAAUUCAGACACCUACUCUUCCUCUUGAGUCUUGUCGUUCACUUCCCUUACGUGGUAAAACCAAGGGCAAGGAUGCCAAUCUUCCUGACAAUCAUUCUGCUAAUGGGAAGUCAGAAGCACUUGUGCGUGGCAAAAAAGCAAAAGGUCCUCAUCAUGACAGAAAGGAGUGUCCCAGCUCUGAAAAGAAAUGUGCAGCUGUAAAUAGAGCUGGGGUUGGACUGUUUGGAGGAACUGCAAAAGUGACCACACCUGGAACCGUACCAGCAAUGGUUUCAAUGGUACAAGAAAUUGAAAACAAAGUGCCUGCCAAGUUGUCACCAACUUGUAUAGCUAUCCGGUGGGAGGAACCAGACUGCCAUGGCUCUCCAAUCACCGGAUAUAACAUUGAAUAUGGAGAUAAAAAAAUCGUGACUGUCAAAAGAGUAACCGAGUAUGUUCUGGAAAAUCUACAGCCUAAUACUACAUACAGAAUCAGAAUUCAAGCUAUCAAUCAUUAUGGACUAAGCCCUUUUAGCCCAACAAUAAGAUGCAAAACCAAACCACUACCACCAGAGCCUCCACAGCUUAAUUGUGUGGUCUAUGGACACCAGAGUCUCAGACUCAAAUGGGGCACAAUCUCAAGCAAAAAAUCACUUGCCAACUUUAUCAACUACAACUUACUAAUGGAAGACCGGUCUGGCAGAUUUUCUGUCAUUUACCAUGGGCCAGAUGUGACUCACAAAGUGCAAAAAUUGAGUGAAUAUACAGAAUACAAGUUUAAAAUCCAGGCAUGUAAUGAAGCUGGUGAAGGACCAGAGUCCAACGUCUACACUUUCACUACAACAAAAUCCCCACCCACUGCACUUAAAGCACCUAAAGUACAUCCACUGAAUAACAAUGGUUGUGAGAUCAAAUGGGAAUCUUUGGCGCCAAUGAAAGGUGAUCACAUUGUUUACUGUCUUCAAGUCAACACUGGAAAAAAGGCUAAUCAGAUUUACAAAGGACCGAACACUUCCUUUUCCUUGUCCAACUACCAUGCAAAUUCACGCUAUCGCUUCAAGGUCUGUGCAGGACGCCAAUAUGAAACCUCCAAUGGUCUUCAAGAGCUGUGGGGGCCAUAUAGUCCCAGUGCUCUUUUCUCAACGUACAAACAUCACUCUGGGCAUGGCAAAGGCAGUGGGGGUAAAGGAAAAGGCAACCACAAUGAGAAAAGGGGAAAGUACAAGAUAAAGUUCGCACUGAUUGCUCUUUUGUGUGCUGUUGCUUUUCAGUACGUCCUGCUCAUCUAGUCAAUUAUUUAGAAACAAAGAAAGCAAAUUGUAUCACAUUUAGAAAACCUUAGAUACAUCUUCUUAUACUUAAUGCUUAUUGAUAAAAAAGUAGUAACAGGAAAAAAACCAAAACAAACAAAACAAAAAAAUCAAAACAACAGAAAACAAACCAAAAAGCCCUAUCUUUCAUUUUAAAAGCUUUUGUGACAGUAGAAGAGAGAUUUCUAAGGAAACAUAUGUCCCUUGAAUUUUACCAUUUUCAUUGUUCUGUGAACAACCAUUGCCUUGUUAUGUUAAACUCAGUCAUCUGUGGAAACUACUUUCUGCCUUGACUUUUCAAGUUAAUGUUUUCAAAAUUUUUUAGGACUAUGACAUAACAACAGUAUUUUAGAAUUUCUUUUAGAACAAAAUAAGAAAUAUCACUUCUCUCUGUCCUGUUAACAUCCAUAUAAAGUAAUAAAAAUGCAUCUAGCAAA
Messenger RNA from Arvicanthis niloticus (Nile rat), 3687 nucleotides. Its product is annotated as fibronectin type III domain containing protein 3C1-like. Gene Ontology annotation, molecular function: protein binding. Lineage: Eukaryota; Metazoa; Chordata; Mammalia; Rodentia; Muridae. The record is from RefSeq and is a predicted model, not a curated record.